AUGUCUGAUAGCUAUCACUCGGUGAUACUACCACUUGCCCAAGACCCUUGGUUACUCGAUACCUACCUUAAUUCGUCCGGACAAAUAAGGCUUGGUACACUAUUCAUGGACCUAGACGCUCUAUCUGGCGUGGUUGCAUACAAGCAUACGGGCGACGCCGUGACGACUGUCACUGCAGCUUGCGACAGGAUCAAGAUCAAUUCUCCGCUGACUGAGAUUUGCGAUCUGGAGUUGAGCGGGCAGGUCACAUAUGCGACUGGCAGGUCCAGUAUGGAAAUAUCUCUGCAAGUCGCGAAAGCUCCCAAAAAUGGCGAGAAAGUACCUAAGUCGGAUGUCUUCAUUGAGUGUACAUUCACCAUGGUUUCUCUAGACCCAGGCACCAAGAAGCCCGUUCCUAUCAACUCCGUUGUAGCAGAGACUACAGAAGAAAAGGAGCUUUUCGCUCUAGGGGAAAAGCAUUCGAAUCAGAGAAAGAAGCGCUCGAAGACAUCUCUGAUCAAAUACACCCCAAACGACUUAGAAUCAGACCUCAUCCACGCGUACUGGCAGCACCAGAUCCAAUACCAUGACCCCAACGACCCGCACCGCAAGCCCAAAAACGCCCACUUCAUGAACUCGACCGAGCUCCGCACAGCCAUGAUUAUGCAGCCCCAAUACCGCAACCGCCACAACUUCAUGAUCUUCGGCGGCUUCCUGCUCAAGCAGACAUUCGAGCUCGCUUUCAGCUGCGCCGCCGCCUUCUCCCACGCCCGCCCCACCUUCGUCUCCCUCGACCCCAGCACCUUCCAGAACCCCGUCCCCGUCGGCUCCAUCCUGUACCUCACAGCGCGCGUCGUCUACACCGACCCCCCACUCAUCGCCGCGCCGGGCGAGACGUACGACGCCGAAAGCCCGUACACGCGCGUGCAGAUACGCGUCGACUCGAAGGUGCGGAACGUAGAGCACGGCGAGACGAAGCCGACGGGCCAGUUCAACUACACGUUCACGGUGAAUAAGAAUAUACGGGUGAUGCCGCGGACGUACGGUGAAUUUAUGAUGUACAUCGAUGCGCGGCGGCGGGCGGAGGAGGUGUCGGCUAGCUUGGGCGGAGCGGAGGCGCCGGCUAUAACGCGGGAGAGCGUCACAGAGUGA
This is a messenger RNA of Mytilinidion resinicola, 1131 nucleotides long. Its product is annotated as acyl-coenzyme A thioesterase 9. The record is from RefSeq and is a predicted model, not a curated record. The transcript has 5 exons. Gene Ontology annotation, biological process: acyl-CoA metabolic process. Gene Ontology annotation, cellular component: mitochondrion. Gene Ontology annotation, molecular function: fatty acyl-CoA hydrolase activity. Lineage: Eukaryota; Fungi; Ascomycota; Dothideomycetes; Mytilinidiales; Mytilinidiaceae. Bases 1 to 1131 code for a protein of 376 amino acids.